Molecule: messenger RNA, 696 nt
Organism: Theobroma cacao (cacao)
Lineage: Eukaryota; Viridiplantae; Streptophyta; Magnoliopsida; Malvales; Malvaceae
Source: RefSeq, a predicted model, not a curated record
AUGGAAAAGCUGUUUCUCUUGAUAGUGACAAUGACAGCGGCAGUAAGUUAUCCAAGUGCUAAGUGUUUCGUGCUAAUUUCAGCCUACACGAUUGAAUCUCCACAAUUCAGAGUGGUGCACUUAGAAUCUGAUUUUGAAGUAAGAUUGUACGAAGAAAUGUCCUGGAUGUCUGCUCUUGUCUAUGGGACUUCCUUUGAGAAUUCCACCAGAGAUGGCUUUCACAGGUUGUAUCAGUAUAUUCAUGGGGAUAACCUUAACGCUACCCAAUUUUUAAUGACUGCUCCUGUUUUAACAAGCGUCACCCCAUCAGCCCACGGGUCUGCAUAUAUUGUAAGGUAUUAUCUGCCUCCAACAUUUGACCAAACGUCCCCUCCACAGCCCUCCGCUGAAUUGAAUUUGCAGUUGGACAAGUGGGAGAGUCACUGUAUUGCAGUCAGAAUGUUUCCUGGAUAUGCCAGGGACGACAACGUCGACAAAGAGAAAGAUGCUCUGCUUUCUAGCCUUGGUAAACAUUUGCCAGGGUUAAAGCAAGCAGCGGAAAACAACUAUAACUACAGCAUUGCGCAGUACAAUGCUUCAAAACAUCCCACUGGGCGCAUAAAUGAGGUGUGGAUGGAUGUAUCAGGUUUCGCCGCAGAGGGCUGUCCAGUCUAGCUAUAACAGCUAGUAGCAACAAUUAUCAAUAAAUUUGCUUGU